UUAGUUAUCCCAUUUUAGCCACGGGGUUUUUGGACUACAUUUCCCAUCUCACACUCGGUGUUUCGCGUACGCAGGUUCACGAGCUCCUUACCGACCCCAACAGCAGCUGGGGCAGCCAACCACUUUGUUGAACGGGAACUCGUUAGAAAGAGACGGUCGUGGAAAAAUCGUUGGAAAAGUGUAAACAGACUAGAAAACAGCGGAAUUAAACUGUUCUGAAGCAUUGUUACUUUGUCACCUGAAGAACGGAAACCGUCGUCGCUUUUCGCCGGUACCGAGGAUAACACACAACUUCCCAAAGAGGAAUUCACUCAUUCAGGAUGUCGGAGUGAAACAAAGAGGUCUGAGGGUAUUCCUGUCGGAAAGGGGCUGAACUUCAUCCUUGUGGCCUUCUCUGAAUGGGAAAGAUGGAAAGGGAGUUACAAUGGUGGAAAGGACAGCUAGCAGGGGAUAUCCAUCAGUCCCUCCGCAUCAAGGAGUUGAAGCUGCCUGUGUAUCGGGCCCACUCCCCUCAGAUAGGGAUGCGUCGGUACUUUGCAGACCUGCUGGCCAUACUGUCGAACCGCUACCAGCUGUGUCCUACAGCCAGACACCUGUCUGUCUACCUACUGGACCUGUUCAUGGAUCACUACGAUGUGGCCGUCAAACAGCUCUACGUCAUCGCUCUGUCCUGCCUGCUCCUUGCCAGUAAGUUUGAGGAGAGGGAGGACCGGGUACCUAAGUUGGAGCAGCUCAACUCCCUGGGCUUCAUGUGUUCUCUGAAUCUUGUUCUCAACAAGAGAGACCUCAUCAAGAUGGAGCUGCUGCUGUUGGAGACGUUCAGCUGGAACCUGUGUAUGCCCACCCCGGCCCACUUCAUAGACUACUACCUCCAGGCCUCGGUGCAGGAGGGAGACCUGUACAACGGCUGGCCUCUCUCCUCCCUCUCCAAGACCAAAACCUUUAUGGACAAGUACACACACUACUUCCUGGAGGUGUCACUGCAAGACCAUGCGUUCCUGAGUUUCCGGCCGUCUCAGGUGGCGGCAGCGUGCGUAGCGGCGUCUCGUAUCUGUCUCCAGAUUUCUCCUAGUUGGACCACGUCUCUACACCUUCUGACUGGAUACACCUGGGACCACCUCACACACUGCAUCAAACUCAUGCUGCUUGCCCAUGACAACGAUGUGAAGGAGGCCAACAAACCCAAAUCCACCCCUCCGUUGUCUUGCUCCUCCUCUCUCCAGUCCCACCCUCCUCCCUCUCACCUCUCCCCAGUCCAGAGACCAGCUACCUCCUCCAACCCCCAGCAGCUCCUUUUCCAGCCUGGCCCAGUGGGCUUCCCUCACCUCUCCCAGCACUCCCCCUCCCUGUCCCAGCUCCACGCGCUAGCUGACUCCCAGGCUUUGGGGCCUGCUGUGGUCAACAUGUCCCAGGACAUCCUCCAAAGCCAAAGGAUGGGGCUGCUCACUGGGGGCAACACCAUGACCUCCACAGCAGGGACCUUCCCCUCCUAUCCUAGCCUGACUUCGGGGCUGCUCACUGGGGCCAACACCAUGACCUCCACAGCAGGGGCCUUCCCCUCCUAUCCUAGCCUGACUUCAGGGCUGCAGCCUGGGGCUCGGGUGGCACCGCUGGCCUUGCAGGGCCCCAUCUCCAUGCAGGUAGCCUUGGCUGCGGAGCCGCGACACUGCCUCAGCAUGGCCUACACCGGAGGGUACCUGGGGGCCGUGGGCCCCCACCACACCUUCACGUCAGCGGGCUGCUUUGACAGGUGACGCCAGGAGACGGAGGAGAGGAUGAACAGCAAACCGCCCCGAGCCAGGGACAGGGAGCGCUGCAAUCCUCUUCCCUCACUACUUCCUCCUCCUCUCCGCUCCCUGGCGGACCUCCUCUCCAUCUCCGUCAGCACGCCUUCCCCCUCCUCUGCCGCACCCCGCCCUGCGCCCCCCACCCUCAGACAGAGACGGAGAGAAAGACGGCUAAAACACAAGCAAAGGUCAAAGGGCACCGAUGACCCCGUGGAGGUCAUCACACUGACAUGACACCUGAUGUCACUGCGACGUACUGACUGACUGUUGAACGCUGUCUUCCGAUCCCGCCGCAGGAACGUGAUUCCAAGGCAGAAGCAUUAACCCCACGGUAGAAUGGUCACCGUAUGUCCCUGGUUAAGAUGCUGUUAUCACUGUGAACCAGAGGCUAUGCAGCGUGAUUCCUCCUUAGUGCCUCUCUGAGUGAUGUCUGUCUGUCUGUGAAUUCAGCUGAAGAUGAAGUGCUGCUGGAUCUCUGUCACUCUAAUCCAAAAAAAGAUCAACUCAACUGAAGACGAGUAAUUGGCCAGUAAAGUGACAUAUUGAGCUGCUGACUUGAGAACAGUGGUAUGAAGUGUUAUAAGUAGACCUACCAGUGAGUUGAAGAGGCUGUAUGUCACUUGCUAUGUCGGCCUUAUAUCACUCUUAUGCCAGUGAAUAAAGGGAUUAUGUCACUCGUGACUAAGUGCUCCAGGGGCAUUCUCAGAAUUCCUACCCAAAAUCCUCUCUGGCUGGGGAGGGGAGACCACAGAGUUCAUUGUUCUGUCACAGCAGGGGAAAUCCAUAGUUAACAUAGCUGUCAUGUUUUGGCUUUCUCUUCUUUCAUCCUUCCUCCCUCCUUGUCACCUCUCCUUACAGCCUUUAUUCUCCCUUCCUCCCUCCUUGUCACCUCUCCUUACAGCCUUUAGUCUCCCUUCCUCCCUCUAGUCUCCCUUCCUCCCUCCUUGUCACCUCUCCUUACAGCCUUUAGUCUCCCUUCCUCCCUCCUUGUCACCUCUCCUUACAGCCUUUAUUCUCCCUUCCUCCCUCCUUGUCACCUCUCCUUACAGCCUUUAGUCUCCCUUCCUCCCUCCUUGUCACUUCUUACUUUUUGCAAAGUCUUGUCUUGGGGUGGAGCUCGCCUCAUAUCUGGAUCUUUGUUUCCAGAAGGGGGGGGUUCCAACCCCCAAGUCUCGUAGUGAGUGUUAAAGAGUGAAGCUUUGUUUUCCACGUCCUUCCACUCAGACUUCAAGUGGAAGUGAACUGACAUGGAAUGCUCAUGGUUAAGGAGACUUGGAAACAUAGAAAUAGAAUGAUUGGCAUUCUAAUUCUAUGCUUAGAACUUUGUUGAAGUAGAUAAUGACCUUCUGCUGCCUUCUAUUAGAAGUGAUGGUUCUGUGUGAGCUGAAGACUUGUUUCCAUGAACCACAGCGUAUAUCAGGGACUUGAUUUGAUGGAUGACUUGAAUACGAUGCCAUUGAAACGUGCCGUAGCUUUUUAUUUAUAUGGACACAUUUAUUCCUUGUUGCUUUAUUUUCUAUUCUUUGGUGAAGUAAGUUUAGUUUGAGUUUUUAGUUGUUUUUUUAUACCAGCGUGUAAUGUGUUUUUCUGUGCCCUUGUAGAACUGUAUAUUCAGGCUCAGGUUAGGCUGUGAAUAUCCAAUCAGCCGUCUCCUUAUUGUUGAGGUUACCCAAUCAGCUGUCUUCUUACUGUGUCCUAUUGAGUGUGCUUUAAAUAGAUACUAGCAUGGCACCCAGGAGGGUUUCUCACGUAUCUACCUCUCUGAGGAAGAGGACCUGAAUUUUUAAACAACAUACUAAGAUAUAUAAACAAACACCAAAUUUGCAUCCUGGUAGAAUCUGUGACCUUCCAGACGAUGAAACACACAGCCCAUCUGCAGCUUGUCAUUACUAAUUACUUCCCACAUUCCCAGCACUGCAUUUCCCCAUACUUCUACUUCCUGUUGGAACGUAAACACAUCCAGAUUCCCCUUCUGGGUCACAGGGGGUCUCGCUGGUUACCGUGGCGAUGGCCAAAAAAAUCUAAAUCAGGGGCUCACUCAGAAGAGAGAGUUAGUUGGAACGUUACAGAAUGUUUAGAUAGAAAUGUGCUGUUUAGAUCAGCUAUGGGUAUCUGUUGUGUAGAGCAGGGAAUAGUGGAAGCUCUAUAAAUCACAUUUCUAUCUGCAACAAUGUAAACUUCUGGUCCUUUUUUCUGUCCGUAUGCUAUUGAAUGUGUAUGUUUUUACUAUGGUUGUACCUUGUCCCCAGCAGUUUUCACACUUGAACUAUGCUGAUACUACUAAGACUGUGUUCUGGUUCUCAGAACAUGUUCUAUAUAGGUUUUUAUGUUCUGAUUCUCAAUGUUCUAGGCUUAGAUAUCAGAGAUGUAUUUAAUUGAACGCUGUAUGAAGCUUGCUUAAGCAAGUUAUCUGUCAAGCAUCUGAAAUGUGUCUAAACCUUUUUAUAGCAUGAACAUACCUUACUGUAGUCUAGAUAGUAAUUUACUAGAAAUGGAAUGAAGGGCUUACUAGAGUAUGUUACUAGCAACCAAAUGUAUCUUUCUGCCUGAUCUCUUCUGAACUAUGUCAAUCUACCCAGACUCACUCACUGUACGGUCAUCACUACUUUUUAUUUUACAUUCCUAUUAUUUUAAGUGUAUUUUAUUUACUCCUGAUCUGUGUUUAAUAAAGAUGGAUGCAGUCGGUGUGGAGUAGUGGGUCUUAUUCAUUAGGCACCAAACGGAAGAAAACGGACAAACAGGGAGGGACUAUAUGAACUUGUCCCAAAAAGAAAGCUUUUUCUGUUUGCAAAACGUUUUGCUACGGUGUGACCUAAUGAAUACGACCCUGUUUUAGAUAAAAAAAGAACUCUCAAGUCUUUCCCUCACUAAAAAGCUACUUCUCACCGAGGUCUCAAGGUGCAAUAUGUUUUUGUUGGUAGAACGAUUCCUUCUAUUUCUACGGAUAGAAGUCUUCUCUCACAGCCGUCACUGUCUUGAGUAUAGCCCUCACUACUGGUUCAUCUUUUUCUAACUUAAUUCCUUGACAUUAUUGUGUGAUUUGACUCGACGUUGAUCCUUGCUGCCAGAAAGCCGAGAGCUCUGAACACUAUGUUGCACAUUGCAGCCUUGAUUGGUGUACUGUACGUGUUUCUAUAGCGAUACGGUGCAUGUUUCUAUGUCCACAGAACUGUGCUGAGAAACACACACACAACCACACUACUUGUCCAAUGAAAUGACACCAGAAAUGUCCCACAUCUAUUUUUGUAAAGCUGUUUUUUGUAGUCUUUGUUGAAGUGACACAGAGAAGUUUUUUUUUAUCCGAUGAGCCAUUGAAAUAAACAACAACAAAAAUAACUAAA
Messenger RNA from Oncorhynchus nerka (sockeye salmon), 5128 nucleotides. RefSeq names its product cyclin-J-like. Gene Ontology annotation, biological process: mitotic cell cycle phase transition; regulation of cyclin-dependent protein serine/threonine kinase activity. NCBI's taxonomy places the organism in Eukaryota, Metazoa, Chordata, Actinopteri, Salmoniformes, Salmonidae. The transcript is spliced from 6 exons. Gene Ontology annotation, cellular component: cytoplasm; nucleus; cyclin-dependent protein kinase holoenzyme complex. The record is from RefSeq and is a predicted model, not a curated record. Gene Ontology annotation, molecular function: cyclin-dependent protein serine/threonine kinase regulator activity. The coding region runs from base 399 to 1754 and encodes 451 amino acids.